AUAAAUACUUCAUCACAAACCAGCUUAUGGUUCUAUCUUAGGAAGAACAGGGCAGACCCACGCAACUAGGUGAGCCCAAGAUCUUCAGUUGCAGGAUUCCGAAGAAGGCUUUUGUCCAUACACCAAGGGUAGAGAUGUACUCAAGAAGGAUACUGCUGCACACCCCAUUCUCUGGGCAACCCUCUGGCCCUAGUCAGCCGGUGUCUGGAGCCACCAUCGUUGAAGGUGGUUCUCCCGGGAGCAACUUUGAUGCAAACAUCGUCAUGAUCCUAGCUGUUCUUCUCUGUGCACUGAUCUGUGCGCUUGGGCUCAACUCAAUUGUCCGGUGCGCGCUAAGGUGUUCAAGCCGGAUGGUGGUGGAUCCUGAGCCGAGUCGGGUCACGCGGCUGGCUCAGAGCGGGCUGAGGAGGAAGGCCCUCCGAUCCAUGCCUAUCCUUCUCUACUCAACUGGGUUGAAGCUCAAUACUGUGAGUCCUAUGUGUGCAAUCUGCCUCUCCGACUUUGAGGACGGGGAGCAUGUCAGGGUCCUCCCAAAGUGCAACCAUGGGUUCCAUGUCAGAUGCAUUGACCGGUGGCUCUUGGCGCGGUCGACGUGCCCAACAUGCCGGCAGUCCCUGUUUGGGGCACCACAGAAGGCCUCUGGCUGCUCCGAGUCCGAGGGAAGCCAGGCCGAGCCAGCGCCAGCUCGCCCUGUGCUGGCGCCACUUAGACCUGAAGGGAAGAAAUAGGAGUGAAGAUUUCAGAUCUAAUCAUAUGGCAGUGCUGCACCAACAAUCAACCAUUAUGUUGGUUGGAAAUCAAGCAUUAGUUGCUAAGGUUCAAGUCAGUGGGACAAGCAUAUUCUCCUGCAAUUAUCGAGAGAUCAGGGCUUUGUUAUCUGAAUGCAUUGUGGUCAUCUAUGUCCCAGAAUUGACAGGUGGGUCCACGGCCGACUAUGCCCUGUGCACUUUGGCUAUUUUGUGCUGUCUGCUCCAAAAGCUUGAAAGGUAAGUGGCCAAUCCACACACAAUCUUUUCUGCAGCUUCCUGGAAAGCUAAUGCCUUUAAAGAAUCUGCUAGCUUAGCAACUGUGUGGUUCAUAUGAAUUUGAAAGAAAAAUAACAAGGAGAUCACUUAACUGUGCACACUGAAAACGAAAACUGCUUGGAUGCCCACUGAAUGGGAAGAUAAACUCUUUUUCUGAACUUGCAGUGGUUAUGAGAAUGUUGUAGCAGUGUUACAUAUAGCUUGAUAACAGUUUCACUAUACACAAGGGCCCACUCAGAAUAUAUGUUAUGUGAUAAUGUUGUCGCAAUGUUACAUACUCCUUCCGUCUUAUAAUAUAAGAGAUUUUGAAAGGAUAUGACACAUUCUACUACUACGAAUCUGAACAGGAUAUGUCAUAUCCUUCCAAAAUCCCUUAUAUUAUGGGAUGGAGAGAGUACUAAUUUGGUAACAGUUUCACUAUACUUAAGGGCCCACUAGAAGAUAUGCUAUGAUGAGAAUGUUGUAGCAGUGAGUAGAAUUUGAUAAUAGUUAUUUUAUUUGUUCUAAGGCCCCACCAAGAAGAUACGUUACGAGUAUUUGAAAAGGAUGUUAGCACUGCUGUUGCCCCUUACAAGAAAGGAGGGCCAAUGGUUGAUAGAGUUCAUCUGAAUGCCUUUUUUUUUUGGAACGAUAUCAUCCGAAUCCGAUUGCUUUUAA
Molecule: messenger RNA, 1682 nt
Organism: Oryza sativa Japonica Group (Japanese rice)
Lineage: Eukaryota; Viridiplantae; Streptophyta; Magnoliopsida; Poales; Poaceae
Cellular component (GO): nucleus; nucleosome
Molecular function (GO): protein heterodimerization activity; structural constituent of chromatin; DNA binding
Source: RefSeq, a predicted model, not a curated record